AUGGGGAUGGAUGAAAAUACUCAUAAACGUUUAAUAUCUCGUAAUAUAUCUAAUACUAAUCAACAACAUUAUUCAAAUACUAAUCAACAUUAUUGUACAAAUUCGAAUAGUUCAGAAAAUUUUCAAGAUACAAAUCGUAAGAAGAAUAUAAAUUUAAAACAAAUUAAAAAUAUUACUACAAAUUGUGCUAAAUCUAUUACUAAUAAAUUAAUUACAUUUUCCAAUUCUCUUACACAAAAUAAUAAUUAUUCUAAUAAUAAAUAUAUUAAUUCACAAUCUAAUCCUUAUUCUGUUACUAAUCCUUAUUACAAUCAAUCUACUACACAAGGAUAUAGUCAUUCUACUCAUCAAUCUACUUCAUAUGGAACUAGUCAAUCUAGUCAACGUGUUGGUUCUCCAAUGGGUAGUGGACCAGGAUAUGGAGUUAAUACUAUACCAGGAUCAGGAUAUGGACAUGGAUAUGGUACUGUACCAGGAUAUGGAUCAGGAAAUGGUGUAGAAUAUGUAUAUGGUAAUAAUAAACCAAAUACAGUAUAUAGUAUAAAUAAUAUAAUAAAUCGUAUAGUAAAUAAUGAAGAUAUAAUAAGAACACAUCGUGAAUUAGUAAUAAUAAUAGAAUAUUGUUUAAGUUAUAAAGAUUUUUUAGUGGAGAUAAAUAUAGAAAAGGAUCGAUUUGGUGCACCAACAAUGGAAUCAAUAAAUAAUUUUAGUAUAAUAAAUCAUAAAAUUUGUGAUAAGAUAUUGGAUUAUAUAAGAAAUAGAAAAGAUUGUUGUAUAUUUGUUGUGAAAUUUAUUACUUGGAAAAUGAGAUGUACUAAGAAACCUGAAGAAGUUAUUUUAAGUUUAGAACUUUUAUUUAAUUGUUUACAUAAAUUUGGUGGUUACUUUUUAAUUUUGUUUACGAAAUCUUUAAUGAAAACUUUACGGAAAUUAUUAUUUAUUACUAAUUUUAAAUCUAGUAUUACUUCUAAUGUUAAAAAAAAAAUUACUAAAAUUUUAGGUAUCCAUAACGGUGCUUGCUCCAGCAGCUCCAAUAUCACUACUUAUUUAGCCCCUAAAGGGGUUCCCUUAACCCCAAAGGGGAGUAUUUAG
Theileria annulata is the source of this 1092-nucleotide messenger RNA. RefSeq lists its product as uncharacterized. The transcript has a single exon. Gene Ontology annotation, molecular function: ubiquitin binding; phosphatidylinositol binding. The coding region runs from base 1 to 1092 and encodes 363 amino acids. Lineage: Eukaryota; Apicomplexa; Aconoidasida; Piroplasmida; Theileriidae. The record is from RefSeq and is a predicted model, not a curated record.